This is a messenger RNA of Diospyros lotus (date-plum), 563 nucleotides long. RefSeq lists its product as uncharacterized. The transcript has a single exon. The coding region runs from base 65 to 352 and encodes 95 amino acids. Lineage: Eukaryota; Viridiplantae; Streptophyta; Magnoliopsida; Ericales; Ebenaceae. The record is from RefSeq and is a predicted model, not a curated record.
CUCUCCAUCCAGACCCCUGAUAACAAGACAAUAGAGCUCGAGCUCGAAAGGGGAGAUUGAGAGUAUGAAGAAGACAACAUCGCCUCUGGCUCCGGGCAAGUUGGCGACGAACGACCAAGAAGCUGGAUCCAGAUCAUCAGGGAGGCGUGCCGUUGGCGCCGCCGCUGCUGCUUUGAAGAAGAAGGGGUCGGAAUCGGAGGCACCGGCGGCGGCAAAGAAGCUGGAGAGCAAAGAAUCGAUGGACAUAAACGAAAGCGCUGAGGCGUUCAUCAACAAGUUCAAGCAGCAGCUGCUCCUGCAGCGCCUGCAGUCCAUUGAGAAUUACGAGCAAAUGCUGGCCAGAAGCACAUAGAGAUAUUAUAUAUAUUCGUGCAUGGAUGUGGUUGCUUCUGUGUUGCUUUUCUUUUAAUUAGUUUGUUUAGCCUUUCUUUAUUUCUUUCUUUCUUUUUGUCCGGUACUCUGUUGAGUUGUUUGAUGGUGGAAUAUUAGUAUCAAAUUAAGGUAUUGAAAGCCCAUUUCGUGUACCUUUUGAAGUGGAGGGUAAUGUUGUUCUGUUCUUAUCA